AUGUUUUCUGGUCACCUGUUCAGUCGUGUGGAUUUAUCUAUCUAUCUAUCUAUCUAUCUAUCUAUCUAUCUAUCUAUCUAUCUCGAUCUACAUCAUAUCUAUCUAUCUAUCUAUUCACUUUAUUCUUUUCUCACUGUGUUGAUUGGUUACAUUUAUGUCAGUGUCCAUUUUCAACCGUCGCGUUUAUCUGUAACCGCUCCACCACAACCAAUUGUGUGGUUAGACUUAUCUAUCUAUCUAUCUAUCUAUCUAUCUAGUUUAAUCUGCGCGCGCAUUUUUCUUUCGUCGAUUUUUUCUAAAUUUUUCUCUCGUUUAUUUUCUAGAUUUUUCUUCGUUUAUUUUUCUAGAGUUUUCUCUCGUUUUUUUUUUCUAGAUUUUUCUUUCUUUUAUUUUUCUAGGACAUUUUCAUUUUCUUUCUUUGCUCUUUUUAAGUUUUCCUUUUUUUUUUUAAUUCUAUCUUUUCCAUACAUUGUUGUUUUGUUAUCGUUAAUAUUUUUCUUUCAUUUUGUUUCUUUCAUGAUUUUCUUUCAAAUAUUUACUAAAGUUUUCUUUACUCUUGUCCCUCUUUCUUUUUUUUCUUUCUUUCUUUUUUGUCUCUUAUGCUUUCUUUUUAGUAUUAUACAAACUGAAUUUCUUAUUUAUUUCUUAAUUAUGGCACGCGUCUUUCUUUUUUCUUUUUCUUUCUUUUUCAUUUUGAAAUUUAAUUCAGUCUUUCUUUUUUCCUUUCUUUCUUUUUUCUUUGUUAUGCUUUCUUUUUAUCUUUCUUUUUUUCUUUCUUUCUUUUUUUGCUUUCUUUCUUUUUUGUCUCUUAUGCUUUUUUUUAUUUUUUCUUUUUUAUCUUUCAUUCUUUUUUUCUUUCAUGCUGUAUAUAUAUAUAUUGCAUAUGCAUUUUCUUUUUCUUUUUUCUUUCUUUCGUAUAAUUAUUCCUAUUGCCCUUCUUUCUUUUUAUCGUCUAGUCUUUCUUUAUUCUUUCUUCUCUAUACUGUCAUUAAUUUUUCCUUUCUUUCUUUCUUUCUUUCUUUUUUUCUUUCUUUCUUUUUAUGCUUUCUUUUUAUUUAUUUGUCCUAUUCUUUUUUUUUUUUUUUUUUUUUCUUUUUUUUCUUUUCUUUUUUUUUUCUUUCUUUCUUUUUUAUUCAUAAUGGCAUUUCUUUCUUUUUUAUCGUCCAUUCAUUCGUCCAUAAUGAUAUUUUAUUCUUUUUCUUUUUUUCCAUACCAAUAUUUCAUUCAUUCACUCAUUCAUUCAUUAUUUCUUUCUUGAUUUUCUUUUAUGAUUUCCGUUUUUUUUUUUACUUUAUUUUUUAUUCCUUUCUUUCUUUAUUUCUUUUUUUCUUUUAUUCCUUUUUUCUUUCUUUCUUUCUUUCUUUCUUUGUUUUCAUUCAUCUUUUUUUUUUCUUUUUUGUCCAUUCAUUCGUCCAUAAUUAUUUUAUUUCUUUUUUUUUCUUUCUUCAUUCUUUCAUUCAUUAUUCUUUCUCUUUUUCUUUCUUUCUUUCUUUCUUUCUUUCCUUUUCUUCCUUCUUCUUUCUUUCUUCUUCCUGCCCUUCUUUCUUUCUUUCUUUCUUUCUUUCUUUCUUUUCUUUCUUUCUUUCUUUUCUUCUUAAUAUACAGACUUUUUAUUUCAUUCAUAAUUAUACUAUUUUCUUUCCUUCUUUUUUCUAUUUCUUAAUUUUCUCUUGUUUUUUCUUUCUUUUUUUUCGCUAUCAUGAUUUUCUUUUUACAUGGAUCCUUCUUCUUUCCUUUCUUUUACCCAUCUUAAAUUAUUCUUUCAUUUAUUUUCUUUCUUUUUAUUCUUUCUUUUUUCCUUGUGUCUUUGUUUCUUUCUUUCUUUUUAUUCUUUCUUUUUUGGUUGUUUUGUUUCCUUGUGCCUUUCUUUCUUUCUUUUUAUUCUUUCUUUUUUAUUUGCUUUGUUUCCUUGUGUCUUUCUUUCUUUCUUUCUUUUUAUUCUUUCUUUUUUGUUUGUUUUGUUUCCUUGUGUCUUUCUUUCUUUCUUUCUUUUUAUUCUUUCUUUUUUGUUUGUUUUGUUUCCUUGUGUCUUUUUUUUUGUUUGUUUUGUUUUCUUGUGUCUUUCUUUCUUUCUUUCUUUCUUUCUUUCUUUCUUUCUUUCUUUCUUUCUUUCCAGAUCUUCUUCAUCUCGCCAUAUUAUUUUUUUCCGUUUCGAAAUCCUUUUCUUUUUAUAGAUAUUCUGGAUUUCUGUUACCGGCGCUUUCUUUUAGUUUCAAUCUUCUACGUUUUAUCGUUUCACUACUUUUUUUUUGUUUUUGCUUCCCUCCCAUCAGUUUUCUUCCACCCACCACUCCUCAGGUUUUCCCCCCUUAUAAUUCCCGCCCUCUGGAGGCUCAUGGGUACCAAUUUAUUUUUUCUUUCUUUUAUUUUCUCAUGUUUGUCUUCUCAAUUAUUCAUCAUUUUCCUUUCCUCAUCCCCCUUAUACCUUUAUCUUUUUCACUCUUUUACCCUCUUUCUCUCUGCGUACUUUUUCUCGCCUUGUUUUUGAUUAAAAAAAUUUUUUCUCUAUUUUCUUAUUUAAAUUUUUUUUCCUGCUUUGUUCUUUAUUUCUUUCUUUUUUCCUUCUUCCCUAUUUCUUAUUUUUCUCAAGUUUUUCUUUCUUUUUCUUCUUUAUUGGGACUUCUAGCUUUUUUCUUUCUUUAUUUUCCUUUUCUUUCUUUUUCUCUUCUUAUAUUUUUCUCUCAUUUAAUUUUUCAUUCUUUUUUUUAA
Acanthosepion pharaonis is the source of this 2709-nucleotide messenger RNA. NCBI's taxonomy places the organism in Eukaryota, Metazoa, Mollusca, Cephalopoda, Sepiida, Sepiidae. The record is from the annotation of a GenBank genome assembly.